AUGACCCAAACGGUGCUAGCCCUUCUGGCCCUGACAUCCUUCGUGACGGCCGGGCUCGCACCAGUCACCAGAAAUAGUACCUGUGCACAAUGGUGUCAACAGCUUAACCUCGACAAGACGUGCAAGCCAUUGGCAGCCAAGGGGCAAGGUCCCUGUUAUACCUGCGGACCUGCCCGAACGGCGGCGAGUCAAGAACUCUGCUCUGGCAUCUGCACGGACACCAGUACGGAUAGCAAAAACUGUGGAUCAUGUGGGGUAGUGUGCCCGACCGGAUCAACCUGCUCCCAGGGCGUGUGCAUCUGCACGAACUCAGGCUUGGGUCUCUGCAACGAAACAUGCCCUUCUUUCGAUUCCGAUAACAAUCACUGCGGGGAAUGUGGCAACGUGCCGCAGACUAUAUAUGCGGUCAGAGACCUCCCGUGGGGUGUAGCAGUGGGCGAUUUCAACCAGGAUGGCCAUCUCGAUCUUGCCGUGUCGAAUGCUGGAAACGAGACCGUAAGCAUCUUGCUCGGGACUGGCUUGGGGACCUUCCAGACUCAGGUCGCCUAUGCUGCUGGCAGCGCGUCUUUUCAGGUCGCCGUUGGGGACUUCAACGGUGACGGUAUUCUGGAUCUGGUUUUGGGCACGGGAGCCAAUACUGUCAGUCUCUUGUUGGGAACCGGACCCGGAAGCUUCCAGCCACCGCUACAAUUCUCCGUUGGGGAUGGCGCCGUGGCCAUCGCGGUCGGGGACUUCAACCAAGACGGCCGUCUGGAUGUGGUGACGGGGAAUCAUGAUGGAGACAGUAUAAGUGUUUUGCUAGGGACUGGCGCAGGGAGCUUCCAGCCCCAGGCUCAAUAUGCCGUGCUGGACACGCCCGACGGUGUGGCUGUCGGUGACUUCAAUCAAGACGGCCAUCUCGAUAUUGUGGCCAGUAACGAGGGCAGCAACGUGGUGAGCAUCUUACUGGGUAACGGCGAUGGAAGCUUCCAGCCGCAAACUGCAGUCCCGGUCGGAUCUGGCCCAUAUGGUGUGACGGUUGCCGAUUUCAACAAGGAUAGCCAGCCGGACUUUGCGGUUACAAACUCCCUGGAUGCCUCAGCGAGCGUCUUGCUUGGGGUGGGAAACGGGACCUUCCAGCCACAGGCUGUGUUCUCCGUGGGAUCCAACCCGAGGGCUAUCACGACGGGUGAUUUCAACCAGGAUGGUGAUCUUGACAUCGCGGUGACGAACAUUGGGGGCUCCUCUGUCAGUAUCUUGCUUGGGACGGGGUCAGGGGACUUCCAUAUACCUGCGACUACAUUUGCAGUGGGCAACAACCCGACUGGAAUAGCGGCGGGCGAUUUCAACGGAGACGGCUACCCCGAUCUCGUUACCACGAACAUACUGGAUGCCACUGUUAGUGUUCUACUCAGGAAGCCCUGUAACACUUGA
Molecule: messenger RNA, 1413 nt
Organism: Aspergillus brunneoviolaceus CBS 621.78
Lineage: Eukaryota; Fungi; Ascomycota; Eurotiomycetes; Eurotiales; Aspergillaceae
Product: integrin alpha N-terminal domain-containing protein
Exons: 4
Coding region: 1-1413 (470 amino acids)
Source: RefSeq, a predicted model, not a curated record